Messenger RNA from Dreissena polymorpha, 996 nucleotides. RefSeq names its product leucine-rich repeat-containing protein 74A-like. The record is from RefSeq and is a predicted model, not a curated record. Gene Ontology annotation, molecular function: calcium ion binding; protein binding. Bases 1 to 996 code for a protein of 331 amino acids. The transcript is spliced from 9 exons. Lineage: Eukaryota; Metazoa; Mollusca; Bivalvia; Myida; Dreissenidae.
AUGGCAGGCAAAGCUUUUGGAAAAGCAAUAGCAAGUAAGACCUGUAUCGCUGAGCUGGACCUGAGCUGGAACCACUUACGGCAACGGGGAGCAGUUGGAUUUGCCAAAGGUCUCGAUAAAAAUAAAUCCAUUGAGUAUUUAAACAUCGGUUGGAACGGAUUUGCUUUCGAGGGCAGCGUUGCCCUUUCCGACGUGUUACUUCACAACACGACGUUGGAGAAGCUCGAUGUCUCGUGCAAUCGAAUCCACCCACCGGCACUUCUCGAGUUCAUGAAAGGUCUUCUAAAAAAUAAGACACUGAAAGUGCUCAUAUUGGACCGGAACCCCAUCACGCCGUCGUUCGCUACUGUGCUGUUAGAAGGGAUACAGAAGAACUCCUGCAUGGCACUGGAGCAACUAAGCAUGCAGUGUAUUGUGGUGGACAAGGCUUUCCAGGGAGUGCUGGAUGCAGUGCGCCAGGAACGCAAUUUCCACGUGGUGUAUGAAACGUCACUUCCGGUCUCAUGCAGAAAUAGGAAUGACAUGCUUAAAGAGAUCGAGUUACGCAGUACUUACAACAUCGAACCUCUGCGCCUGUUAUACCUAUUAAAGGAGCGGAAUCGCGCGCAGGACUUUUUCCACAAGAUCAACAAGGAUCACAACGAGGGACUCACUCCAGACGAGGUUGCGUUGCUCUUCAAGGAAUCCGGCAUACCGGUGGCUCGUUUCGCCGUGGACAGGAUUAUGGAAUUCAUGGACGUAGACAAAGACGGCAAGAUAGACCUCGGCGAGUUUUUGAUCGGCGACAAGAAGAUCAAGAAACUCUCGCGAGAUCUUGCCCGCAAGUCGAUAGAGGACGAGACACAUUACAGUCGAUAUUCUAGAACCUUCCGACAGGCACACAUUCAGCAAUUAACGUCCAGAUUGAAAGUUGAAGAGUCCCAAAACUACCUGUCCCCAAUAACGUCCUUGACCCCAUCACCUGCCAGCAGUCGAAGGUCAUCCUUCAACCCAUAA